This is a messenger RNA of Carya illinoinensis, 1153 nucleotides long. RefSeq names its product proteasome subunit alpha type-2-A-like. Gene Ontology annotation, biological process: ubiquitin-dependent protein catabolic process. Gene Ontology annotation, cellular component: proteasome core complex, alpha-subunit complex; proteasome core complex. NCBI's taxonomy places the organism in Eukaryota, Viridiplantae, Streptophyta, Magnoliopsida, Fagales, Juglandaceae. The transcript has 12 exons. The record is from RefSeq and is a predicted model, not a curated record. Bases 138 to 845 code for a protein of 235 amino acids.
AAUAAGGUAAAAAAUUAUAAAAAUGUCUUCUCCUGCAAGCAAUCCCCCGAUUGUUGACACUGAAUAAAGAAGGAAAAGCCCCAAGAAAUCCCUGCGAAACCAUUCUCUCAGACUAAACACUCUCUCUCACAGAUAGAAUGGGAGACAGUCAGUACUCAUUCUCUCUUACUACCUUCAGUCCUUCAGGGAAGCUAGUGCAGAUCGAACACGCCUUGACAGCGGUCGGAUCCGGCCAAACCUCUCUUGGGAUUAAAGCUGCUAAUGGUGUUGUUAUUGCAACUGAGAAGAAACUUCCUUCUAUCUUGGUUGACGAAUCAUCUGUUCAAAAGAUACAAACUCUCACACCAAAUAUUGGAGUGGUUUACAGUGGUAUGGGUCCAGAUUUUCGAGUUUUGGUUCGAAAAAGUUGGAAGCAGGCUGAACAAUAUCAUAGAUUGUACAAGGAACCAAUUCCUGUCACUCAACUUGUAAGGGAAAUUGCAGCUGUUAUGCAGGAGUUCACUCAGUCUGGUGGCGUAAGGCCCUUUGGAGUAUCUUUACUGGUUGCUGGGUUUGAUGACAAUGGACCACAAUUAUAUCAGGUGGACCCAUCAGGUUCAUAUUUCUCAUGGAAAGCCUCAGCAAUGGGAAAGAAUGUCUCAAAUGCAAAAACAUUCCUAGAGAAGAGGUAUACUGAUGAUAUGGAGCUUGAUGAUGCUGUGCAUACAUCUAUCCUGACGCUGAAGGAGGGAUUUGAAGGACAAAUUUCGGGCAAAAACAUUGAGAUUGGAAUAAUUGGUGCUGACAAACAGUUCAGAGUACUAACCCCAGCUGAGAUAGAGGAUUAUCUAGCUGAAGUGGAGUAGCUAACUGCAUGCCAUUGCCAGACAACUACGAAAGUGAUUAUUAAUCCAAUUUGUGUUGCAUUCCUUUGUAUUUAAACAGGAGCGAUCAAUUUGAUUGAUGUAGAUUAAUUUUCUGAACCGAUUGGAGCAAAUGGCUAGCCUGUUUGAAUUGGAGCAGCAAGGUGCUGGGCCCUUAUAUUGUCGUCCCUAUUUUUCAGACUGGCAAAUACCUUGUCACCUUAAGCUCUCCCAAAGAAGAUCGUUGAAUGUUUACUAUUAUUAGCAGCCCCAAGACCAGAGAGGAAAUGAGAAAAGUUGUUUUUCUAGAA